Molecule: messenger RNA, 2137 nt
Organism: Alosa sapidissima (American shad)
Lineage: Eukaryota; Metazoa; Chordata; Actinopteri; Clupeiformes; Clupeidae
Gene: lap3
Product: leucine aminopeptidase 3
Exons: 13
Coding region: 134-1684 (516 amino acids)
Biological process (GO): proteolysis
Cellular component (GO): cytoplasm
Molecular function (GO): metalloaminopeptidase activity; manganese ion binding
Source: RefSeq, a predicted model, not a curated record
UGCGACACACUGAGGUCGGAUUUGGAAGCAGGAGAUGUCAACCUUUUGGAUUGAACACAUGUAACUCAUUCAUGAUAUAUUUGGCCUGAAUUUGUAAGUUUAUUUAUUACGGCUGUUUCGACCGGAGUGGAGAAUGUUGUCACCUUGCAGACAAGCGGUGCUGUCUGCUUUUAGGAGACACAACUGUCGGUUAUUCUCAGCAACUCAGGGCAGGGAAGCUAAAAAAGGACUGGUUUUGGGAAUUUAUGAAAAAGAGAAGAAUGGUGAAAGCGCACGUUUCACGGAGGCGGGUGCAGCAUUUGAUAGUUACCUAUCGGGAAAGUUGAGUCAGAUGCUCUCAAUAUCUGGCCCUCCUGUCAAGAAAGGCAAGAGUCGCGUAUUUUAUGGUCUACAUGAGGACUUCCCAAGUGUGGUAGUUGUAGGCCUCGGCAACGACUCAGCCGGGGUUUGUGGAAAAGAAAAUUGGGACAGCUGCAAGGAGAACAUCAGAGCUGCUGUGUCAUCUGGCUGUCGGGUGCUCCAGGACCUGGAGGUGCCUGUAGUGGAGGUGGACCCAUGUGGUGAUGGUCAGGCGGCUGCAGAAGGUGCUCUGCUCGGCCUCUUUGACUAUGAUGACCUCAAAAGCAAUAAGAAGUUCAAAGUCACUACUCGGCUACAUGGAAGCACAGAGCUCGCUGCGUGGGAGAAAGGAGUGGUCUACGGUGAGGGACAGAACCUGGCCCGGUGGCUCAUGGAGGCUCCAGCAAACCAUAUCACCCCAACAGUAUUCGCUGACACUAUCGAGCACAAGCUCGCACCCUAUUCAGACAGAGUGAUCAUCCACAAGAGACCAAAGCCGUGGAUUGAGGCGCAGCAGAUGGGAGCGUUUCUGAGUGUGUCUAAAGGUUCAGACGAACCCCCAGUCUUCUUGGAGAUCCAUUACAACGGCAACCCGGACAACAGCAAAGCACCUCUGGUCCUCGUGGGCAAGGGCAUCACCUUUGACAGUGGCGGUAUCUCUCUGAAGCCUCCCUCAGGCAUGGAUGCCAUGCGGGCAGACAUGGGUGGUGCUGCCACCGUGUGUUCCGCCAUCGUCACGGCAGCAGCUCUGAGGUUACCAGUCAACAUCGUAGGUCUGGCUCCUCUGUGUGAGAACAUGCCCAGCGGUAAUGCCAACAAACCAGGGGAUGUCGUCAAAGCAAAGAACGGAAAGACUAUUCAGGUGGACAACACUGAUGCAGAGGGCAGGCUCAUUCUGGCUGAUGCGCUUUGUUACGCUCACAGCUUCCAGCCUAGGGCUGUAGUAAAUGCUGCCACAUUAACAGGGGCCAUGGAUGUGGCGCUGGGUUCAGCUGCUGCAGGGGUGUUUACAAACUCCGACUGGCUGUGGGGACAGUUACAUAAGGCAAGUGUUAUCACAGGUGACCGAGUUUGGAGGAUGCCUCUCUUUCAGCAUUACAGCAGACAGGUGACGGAUAGCCAACUGGCUGACCUCAAUAACAUUGGAAAAUAUAGUCGGUCUGGUGGAGCUUGCACAGCCGCAGCUUUCCUUAGGGAGUUUGUGACUGCUGACCACUGGGCCCAUUUGGACAUCGCUGGGGUGAUGUCCAAUAAGGAUGAGGUGCCAUACCUGCGUAAGGGGAUGUCUGGCCGACCCACCCGCACACUGGUGGAGUUUGCAGCUGGUCUUGCCUGUGAAACCUGAGAGGGUUAUAGCCACAAUGACCUCUCUGGAGUCCCAGGAUCUCAUAUAACUCUGAAGUGCUGUACAUCUGGUGGCAAAAGUGACUUAAUUGUGUUGAAUGGACUUGUGCAUGGCCCUGGAUUGAAUUCACAGCACUAGGCUGACCUCAAAAAGACAAAAUGUCAUAUGCAUCUUGCGAUUUCAUCCCAUUGUUACCAUAGCUCUGUACUUUUUGGAAUAUCUUUGUAUACAAUAGUUAGGAUGUACUCAUGAUAUUUUAGUGAAUAUGAUUGAGAAGUAAAAUGAUUGUCAUUACUUCAAUUAUUGUCUGUUAAAUCAUGCUGCAGGAAGGCCUUCAUGCUAUGACAGUGAUUUGUUAUACACCUGAGUUUAUAUAGUUUCAUAGUAGCACAUAGGUUCUGAUAAGGAGCAUGAUAAUGUGAACAUGUUAAUAAAUAUAUUUGUACACUCUUA